Messenger RNA from Serpula lacrymans var. lacrymans S7.9, 1068 nucleotides. RefSeq lists its product as uncharacterized. The record is from RefSeq and is a predicted model, not a curated record. Gene Ontology annotation, molecular function: oxidoreductase activity, acting on the CH-OH group of donors, NAD or NADP as acceptor. The transcript has 6 exons. The coding region runs from base 36 to 821 and encodes 261 amino acids. Lineage: Eukaryota; Fungi; Basidiomycota; Agaricomycetes; Boletales; Serpulaceae.
GGAUUUUCAGCUUCUUCUAGUACUCUUUAGACGUGAUGGCUUUACUCGCAGGCAAGGUCGUUUGUAUUACUGGUUCGUCUCGAGGAAUUGGACGAGCGUGCGCACUAGAGUCGGUUAAACAUGGAGCGACUGGAUUGAUCUUGCACUAUUAUGGAGACCCUGAGACUCAGGCCGAAAUCGAGUCUCUGCAAAAAGAAAUUGAGAUCAACCAGAAGCCUUGUCGUAUUGUCGCUGUACCUGGUGAUAUCGCGGAUCCUGGAACCGCCACAAAGAUCGUGGAGCAAGGCUUGCAGACGUUUUCACGAAUCGAUGUACUCGUUAGUAAUGCGGGAAUUUGUCCAUUCGCGGAAUUUCUGAGCAUGCCUCACUCCGUCUGGGAGCGAACGAGACAAGUGAACCUGGAUGGUUCCUUCUACAUUACGCAAGCCGUGGCAAACGUGAUGAAGAACCAAAUUCCUCAAGGUGGGGCUAUUAUUGGUGUAGCUUCUAUUUCUGCGUUAGUCGGUGGUGAAAUGCAAUGCCACUACACCCCCACUAAGGCUGGCAUUUUGUCUCUGAUGCAAAGCUGUGCUGUGGCUCUCGGUAAGUAUAACAUACGUGCUAAUGCCGUACUUCCUGGUACGAUCGCCACCGAUAUCAACAAAGACGACCUUAGUGAUGUGGAAAAGCGAGAAAAUAUGAUAAAACGAACAGUUUUAGGCAGAUUAGGCGCUCCUGACGAUAUUGCAGGGCCUGUAGUUUUUCUUGCCAGUGAUUUGGCCAAGUAUGUAACUGGAGCUUCUCUUCUUGUGGACGGCGGGCUUUUUGUGAAUCUUCAGUGAUUGAUUUCAAUUAUAAGUGUCAUAGCGACACCCCUAGCAAUCUAAACUUGUAGCAGUCUUACUGCAACACUUCACCCAGAAUAUUACCAUCAACAACUGCUGCAUCUGCGUCGACAAGGACCGUCGCCCAUCUUGCCCAUUGACUUCCGGGAUUCCUCCAUGCGUGUAUCGUCCCUUUCUGGAUCACCGUAUCCCCAGGAUUUGCGAGAUGAUUUUCCGUUCCGUCAUCAGUUAUUAGGAUGAGUUC